This is a messenger RNA of Dipodomys ordii (Ord's kangaroo rat), 3309 nucleotides long. It is a transcript of the gene Clint1, whose product is annotated as clathrin interactor 1. NCBI's taxonomy places the organism in Eukaryota, Metazoa, Chordata, Mammalia, Rodentia, Heteromyidae. Gene Ontology annotation, biological process: endocytosis. The record is from RefSeq and is a predicted model, not a curated record. The transcript has 12 exons. The coding region runs from base 303 to 2174 and encodes 623 amino acids. Gene Ontology annotation, molecular function: phospholipid binding; clathrin binding. Gene Ontology annotation, cellular component: plasma membrane; endosome; clathrin vesicle coat.
AAUUUUUUAAAACUACAAAUCCCAGAGUGCCGCGCGCGCCACGGGCGGAAAGCCCGGCACUUCCGGUCCACGCAGCACUUCUGCCGCCGCGUCUCGACGUGUCACCGGCGGCGCCGCGGCUGUGGCCAGGGGAAGGAUCUGGACUGAGGGGGCGACUUGGAGGAGGCGGCGGCGGCGACCCCCACCCACCCCUCACCCUUUCCCCACCCUGUGUCCGACCUGGACCUGCUCCGGCACGGUAGUGUUCCGCGGUCCGUGGGGAGCAGGACAGGGAGACGGCGGCCCGGCCCGCGUGGGGCACGAUGUUGAACAUGUGGAAGGUGCGGGAGCUGGUGGACAAAGCCACCAAUGUGGUUAUGAAUUAUUCAGAGAUCGAGUCUAAGGUUCGAGAAGCAACGAAUGAUGAUCCUUGGGGACCUUCCGGGCAACUCAUGGGAGAGAUUGCCAAGGCUACAUUUAUGUAUGAACAAUUUCCAGAACUUAUGAACAUGCUUUGGUCUCGAAUGUUAAAGGAUAACAAAAAGAAUUGGAGAAGAGUUUAUAAGUCUCUGCUGCUCCUAGCUUACCUCAUAAGAAAUGGAUCAGAACGUGUUGUUACAAGUGCCAGAGAACACAUUUAUGAUUUGCGAUCCCUGGAAAAUUACCACUUUGUAGAUGAGCAUGGCAAGGAUCAAGGUAUAAAUAUCCGCCAGAAGGUGAAGGAAUUAGUUGAGUUUGCCCAAGAUGAUGACAGGCUUCGAGAAGAGCGAAAGAAAGCUAAGAAGAACAAAGACAAGUAUGUCGGAGUUUCCUCAGACAGUGUUGGAGGAUUCCGAUACAGUGAAAGAUACGACCCUGAACCCAAGUCAAAGUGGGAUGAGGAAUGGGAUAAAAACAAGAGUGCUUUUCCAUUCAGUGAUAAGUUAGGGGAACUGAGUGAUAAGAUUGGAAGCACAAUCGAUGACACCAUCAGCAAGUUCCGGAGGAAAGACCGAGAAGACUCUCCAGAAAGAUGCAGUGACAGUGAUGAGGAAAAGAAGGCAAGAAGAGGCAGAUCUCCCAAAGGCGAAUUCAAAGAUGAAGAAGAGACGGUGACGACCAAGCACAUCCACAUCACGCAGGCCACCGAGACCACCACCACCCGACACAAGCGCACAGCCAACCCUUCCAAGACCAUUGACCUGGGUGCCGCCGCACACUAUACCGGGGACAAAGCCAGUCCCGACCAGAAUGCGCCAGCCCAUACACCUCAGCCUUCAGUGAAGACUUCAGUGCCUGGAAGCAAGUCAUCUGGAGAUCUUGUUGAUCUGUUUGAUGGCUCCAGCCAAUCAACAGGUAAUGCAGCCCAGAUGUUCCAGUUUGUACUGUGUUUCAAAAGUUUCAUACCCUUUUCUUUCUUUCCAUCUAUAGCAACAAGUGGGAAUGGAGACUUCGGUGACUGGAGUGCCUUCAAUCAAGCCCCCUCAGCCCCUGCGGCUUCUGGUGGCGAGCUCUUUGGUGGUGCCCCACAGCCAGCACUAGAACUUGUCAGCAGCUCACAGCCAGCCUUGGGUCCACCUCCAGCUGCCUCCAAUUCCUCAGACCUAUUUGAUCUUAUGGGCUCCUCUCAAGCAACCAUGACAUCAUCCCAGAGUAUGAAUUUCUCUUUGAUGAGCACGAAUACUGUGGGACUCAGUUUGCCCAUGUCAAGAUCACAGAAUACAGAUAUGGUCCAGAAAUCAGUCAGCAAAACCCUGCCCUCCACGUGGUCUGAUCCCAGUGUAAACAUCAGCCUAGACAACUUACUACCUGGUAUGCAGCCUUCCAAACCCCAGCAGCCAUCACUCAACACGAUGAUUCAGCAACAGAAUAUGCAACAGCCUCUGAAUGUGAUGACUCAGAGUUUUGGCGCUGUGAACCUUGGUUCUGCACCGAAUAUGCUUCCUGUCCGGCCACAAACUAACCCUUUGAUGGGAGGACCCAUGCCUAUGAGUAUGCCCACUGUGAUGACUGGCACCAUGGGAAUGCCCGCCCUGGGAAAUACGCCCCUGAUGAACCAGAGCAUGAUGGGCAUGAACGUGAACAUGGGCAUGUCAGCUGCUGGGAUGGGCCUGGCAGGCACGGUGGGAAUGGGCAUGCCCAACAUAGCCAUGACUCCUGGACCUGUGCAGCCCAAGCACGAUGCCUUCGCAAAUUUUGCCAACUUUAGCAAAUAGGAGUUGUCAAGAUGCAGGUUGAAUGAAGAAUUUUUAGCUGUGCAGAUAGGUGAUGUUGGGAUGGGAAAUGCUAAUCAACUCCCUUUUCUUUUAUCAGUUACUUAAAUAAACCUACAGAAAGAACCAAAAAGGCUGUUUUCUAAAAGUGAAAUACCUAGUAUUUCAGAAGGCCACGCAAGAGCACUUCAAAUCAUUUUCCCCAGUGAGGAUAGACCACAGGUGGGGUGAAGAGGCCCCUGGCCACCUUCAUAAAGCCAAGAGCCCAGUUAACAUCGUGCAUGGUGGGAAGACUGGAGUAGGGCUGAGCAAAUGUGUUUGAAUCUCUAAUUUUAUACUUUUCUUUUCCUGAUGAACUUGAUUUUUCUGUCCCUGAAUCGCCUUGUCAUAAUUGGGUCUGUUCCCUUUACUACCACUCUUGCGUCCAUAUAUGAAAUCAUUAAAGUUGGAUGAUCAGUUUUUUAUAAAAAUAUCUAUUUUUGUCCAAAAAAAGCAUCCACAUGUGAUUAUGGCUAGGUCAAAGGUGACUGGAAUGUACAUACUUUUGCUAAUAUCCAGCAGCUCUGCUAUGAUACUGUCCAAACUUUUCUUGUAACAGAGUCCCUACGCGAUCAGCGAUGGCUGUGGGCUGCCCAUUGCUUCUGCUCUUUUAAGUUUCCUGGGCAGAACUUGGGGGGGAGGGGGAAUUUUUUUUUUUUCAGGACUGCUCUACAGUUUCCUUUUAAAGAAAGAAAACAAACCUCCAGUAUUUGUUUGUUUGUUUUUAGCAGUCUUAUUUUACAAUCUGCAGUGAGGACACUUGACCAGGCUUCCUUCCGUGUUCAUCCUUAUAGCCAGCAUUUUCAGUCAGGAAAAGUCAAAAGAGUAAAAAAAUAUUUAUUUUUUUGUCUUUUUUGGUGUCUUCAAAAAAUUGGAAAGAUAGAAAUCCAUUGAAACCUCAAGUGUAAAUUGUUAGAACUCAACGAUGUUCACUUUUAGACUUUCUGUGGUAUUUGUUUUUGUUUGGUUCUGAGUGUAUAUAACGUGACAUUAGCAAUAUGGUUUCUAUAGAGGAGUUCUAUACGUUACUAAAGGAGGCCUGUAGCAGUCAAAGGUUUUAUUGAUUUAAUGACAAAUAAAGGAAAUUAAUUCAAAUGUU